AUGGCCGCCAUGACCAGAUGGUUUAAUAAUCUAGCCCGCUUCCCACUUGCAAAGACGGGCCUCCUUCUGUUUUGCACUCUAUUCUUCCUUCUAUCGUUUGGAGAUGCUACACCGAUAGACCUGGGUUUUGAGAAUAGCCAGCUUGAAGCCCGCACAACUUCUGGAUGGCAAAAUAUUUUCCUCAAAGGGAGAAACCUAAGAUGCGCAAUGGACUACGACGAAAAUAUUGCCGCUGGCUGUUUCCCCGAAGACAAUGUUCCACCCAUUAGAAGUGCAUGGACUAGUUAUGGAGACUUGAAAACUUGGGGCUGGGCCAAGACCAAUAAUGGUCCUGAGAGUUCUUAUUUCGCCGAAUUGGAUGAUAGUGUUAAAAUAUUGCAGGGGCUAGGUGUGCAGCCGCAAAAUUUGGAGUAUAUCGAAUGGCGCCAUGACAAAGAUGUGGUUGUGGGCGGCGUGGAAUAUGGUAAAACGGGCGGAUAUUAUCACGAAUUUUAUGAUGCUGCCGACGGUGUGAUCUUAGCAGACAACAACCGGAGCCCUGAACAAGUUAAAAGUGAUUGCCCUGUUGAACAUAUGACCAAGCUCAGGAAGUGGUCUGAUGUGGUAUUCCUUCAAUGGCAACGGUUAUGCCAGCAGCGCAAGGCCUCGGUCAAAAAUCUGAAAUACAUCGUUCGGAGUUUUAUUACGAAUACGACGACGAAAACCAUCAUGCGGCAAGUACUUGGAGAAGCGCAGGAUUUUAAUGAUUGGAAAAAGUACAAAAAAGGUAUUUCGUUUGAUCGAAGCAACCAGUACUUUAAUGGUUUGUUGGGAACUCCUAACGUUGCAAGCUCAGCUUGGUUGUUGAUUAACCACAAGCCUCAACUUGGUAAAAAGAGAAUCUCGGAAAUUACUAUCCGAGGUUCAUUCCGCCCAAAGAGCAAGGAGAAUUCUAAGGCGGAAUGGGUGCCAGUAAUGAUUCUUAAAAUCGAAGAUGUCUGA
Messenger RNA from Penicillium taxi, 981 nucleotides. RefSeq lists its product as uncharacterized. NCBI's taxonomy places the organism in Eukaryota, Fungi, Ascomycota, Eurotiomycetes, Eurotiales, Aspergillaceae. The record is from RefSeq and is a predicted model, not a curated record. Bases 1 to 981 code for a protein of 326 amino acids. The transcript has 2 exons.